This is a messenger RNA of Rhagoletis zephyria (snowberry fruit fly), 3008 nucleotides long. RefSeq names its product Zn finger homeodomain 1 (gene zfh1). The record is from RefSeq and is a predicted model, not a curated record. Gene Ontology annotation, biological process: anatomical structure development; regulation of transcription by RNA polymerase II. Gene Ontology annotation, molecular function: RNA polymerase II cis-regulatory region sequence-specific DNA binding; DNA-binding transcription factor activity, RNA polymerase II-specific. Lineage: Eukaryota; Metazoa; Arthropoda; Insecta; Diptera; Tephritidae.
AUGUUAAAGGAAAAGAUACGAGCAGUUAAAUUCUCACCUACAUAUGCAUACAUAUUUCUUAAUUUUUUACAUCUAACCACCUGUACUAAUCGAUUGUUGUUCUUCCUUCUUUUUCGCUCCUUACAGAGCUGCAAGAUUUGCAACAAAGCCUUCGCCAAUGUGUACCGUCUGCAGCGUCAUAUGAUCAGUCACGAUGAGUCCGCUUUGCUGCGCAAGUUCAAGUGUAAUCAGUGCGAUAAGGCCUUCAAAUUUAAGCAUCAUCUCAAAGAGCAUGUACGCAUUCAUUCCGGCGAGAAACCAUUUGGUUGUGAUAAUUGUGGCAAAAGAUUCUCACAUUCCGGCUCCUACUCCUCCCAUAUGACCUCAAAGAAAUGCAUCAGUAUGGGCAUGAAAUUGAAUCCGAACCGUGCUAUGCUAAAGGCACUCGAAAAGAGUGCCACCACCCAUGGAGCGCUGCCUACGAAGCGGAAUAACUCCAGUGGCAAUGCACUUAAAACAAACGGACUCACAGAACCCGCACUGAAUGCUAGCACUCCACUGGCACCUGGACUGGCACAGCAAAUGAAUUACUAUGCCAGCGAUGCGGGCGCGAAUGGCAAUGUACCACCGUUCUAUCAACAUUUAUUACCCAAAUAUGAUGACUAUAACAUGAAUGCCAUGAAUGCCGCACUAUUGGCCACAUUCCCCAAUCCGUUCUACAGCUUAGCGCUGGAUCCUCGCUUGCCUCCAUACAGUAUACAACGCCUGCUGGAGCUUACGGCUGUGGGUCAACAACAGCAACAGCAGCAGCAAGAACAUCAACUGCAGCAGCAGCAGCAGCAGCAUGAGGACGAACAGCGUGGGGAGCAACAGGCGCUAUGCGAUCAACCACAAAACGAGUUGCAGGAGGAGCACGUCGCGCACAUUGAAGAUUCGUUGGAUGAAGUAAACGAGGAGGAGUUGCCCGAUGAACCCAAACUAGUAAUGGAUCUAGACGAGAGUGAUACUAAAGAGGGAGGUGAAGAGGACGAAGAGGAGGCGAGAGUCUCAUCAGAGGCAGCAGAACAUUCCAAUCACAUCGAUGAGGAGGAGGAGGAGGAGAGGGAGGAAGAAGAGGAAGAUGUAAUUAGGGAAAAGGUGCAGCAAGAAGAUCGCACAGAGUCGCCAAAGGAGGCGGAAAGCAUACAAAAUGAUUCUAUUUUAGAGGAAUCUGCCACAGCAGAGUCUGUUGGGCAAGAGACAGUGCCAUCGAUCAAGUUAGAACAGAGUAGUCCUGCCACUCCAGCAGAGGAGGAACAAGCCCAACAGGCAGAAAACGAUUCACCAGAGCCUGCGAUUAAACAAGAGUUAGACAAUACCGCCGAUAUUGAGGAAUCACGACCAAUGGAAACGUGUACGCCUACCAACAAAGUAGAGAAGGUCACGAAUACCGAUCUGAGUAUAGCCAGCGCGCCCGAGCUACGCUGUGGACGUUGCGAUACGCAAUUUAAUCAUCAAACCGAGCUCGUGCAACACGAAAAGGUGCUCUGCGGUUACAUCAAGCAAGAGAUGCAGCAGCACUACGAAGAGCUGCAGCCAGAGCGUCAGCCACAGCCGCAAGCUGAAGAGGAACUGAAACAGCCACAGGCGCUUAGACCACCACAGCAUAGUUCGGAUGACGCUACCGAACAGUCAGGCACAUCAAUCACUUCGCUAUUGCAUUCCAGCGAUGCCGAGGACUAUCAGGAUGAACGCGAUUCUUCUUCCCGCAAUGAUUGUAACAGCGAAAGUAGCGAGCGUAAGGUACGUGUACGCACUGCCAUCACUGAGGAACAACAACAGCAGCUGAAGCAACACUACGCCAUCAAUGCGCGCCCCAGCCGCGAAGAGUUCCGCAUAAUAGCCGCGCGUCUGCAGCUGGAUGCGCGCGUCGUACAAGUCUGGUUUCAGAACAAUCGUUCACGUGAGCGUAAGCUGCAAAGCUAUCAGCAAGCUAAUGGCAAAUUACCUUUCCCCUUGCCUGCAGCUGAUGCGGCUGUUACAGCACUGGAGCGCGCUUCAGUGCCAGUCAGCGGCCGCACCGGCGAAGAACAGCCAUUGGAUUUGUCGCUGAAGCGCGAUUGGCCCAUUUCGGCGAAGCGCAAUGCUGUGCAACAACAACAUUCACCGCUAUACGGCAUUGCACCAAUGCAAAACGUCAACGGCUGUGAUCUCAACGAAGCCAUUAACUUGAGUCGUAAAUUGUCUGCUUCGAUGUCGCCACCCUCUUCGCUGUCACCAUCUUCCGCCACCUCUGUGCCUCAGUCGAUCAAACAACAACAAGCGGCAUUCUAUUUUGGCGCACCGCAUCCAAAUCGACACUUCCAACGACAAACGCCUUCGCCCAGUGAAGCGCCAUCGCUGCCACAGCAGCAACCGCUUACAACGCGCAACGGUAACAACAACAACAAUAACGGUUUCUCAGCCUCGCUCGCCGGUCAUCUGCCACCAUAUAUGCUGCCUACCGGCGCCCAGCGCAACCUAAUGCCAAUGGAGGCUAUUUUUCGCAUGACACCCGGCGAGUAUGCGUGCAAUCCGCUGAUCAACAGUAUUAAAUUCCCCGACUAUCGCGGCACCAGCCUUAGCCCAGGUGGUUCAGAGAAGCGCUCUUGGCGCGAUGAUGAUUCGCGUAUCUCACACGACGACGACUACAUUUCCAGCGGCUUGUUGCCGAAACCGAAGCGACCCAAAGCAGAAACGCACGGACAUGCCGGCGACCCGGACUUGCCCUUUGUGUGUGAUCAGUGCGACAAAGCGUUCGCCAAACAAAGCUCGCUGGCGAGACACAAGUACGAGCAUUCCGGUCAACGCCCCUACCAGUGCAUGGACUGUCCGAAGGCUUUCAAGCAUAAACAUCAUCUGACAGAACAUAAGCGGCUGCAUAGUGGCGAAAAGCCAUUUCAAUGCACCAAGUGCCUCAAACGGUUCUCCCAUUCCGGUUCCUAUAGUCAGCAUAUGAAUCACCGUUAUUCGUAUUGCAAACCCUACAGGGAAUAGGUAAACGACAAUUC